Molecule: messenger RNA, 4822 nt
Organism: Polyodon spathula (Mississippi paddlefish)
Lineage: Eukaryota; Metazoa; Chordata; Actinopteri; Acipenseriformes; Polyodontidae
Product: kinesin-1 heavy chain-like
Exons: 26
Coding region: 429-3323 (964 amino acids)
Biological process (GO): microtubule-based movement
Molecular function (GO): ATP binding; microtubule binding; microtubule motor activity
Source: RefSeq, a predicted model, not a curated record
UACGUUAAAAUAAAAACCGGUGGUCACAAUUCGCGUCCAUUUGCUUAUGCAUCUGAUAAAACGAUUCAGGACCGUGUAGUCAUUCGCUGCUUGUGUGAACUUGGGCUGGGCAGGGCUGGUUUAUUCCAAUCUGCCUUUGGCUGUGGGGUGUUGAUUGUUAGUGCUAUCUGCAGGGGUGACGUCACUCGGCCAUCCGAGGGAGGGAGAGUGUGGGAUCCGCCGGUGUCAUGGCUGACAUGUUGGAGAGGAAGUGAUUCCCAUCCGCACAAGAAAAGGGUGCAUUUAAUACCGAUAAACCGUCUGGGGAUCGUUCUCGAAAGACACAGAAAAGGUUUAGGGGAGCGGUCCGCUGCUUUCGUAUCCAAGGACGGUUCCAGUCGCAGGAUCGAGUUGUAAUUAUUGUCAAUUUCAGCCCAGAAGAGGGGAAGAUGGCGGACCCGGCGGAGUGCACAAUAAAAGUGAUGUGCCGUUUCAGGCCCUUGAAUUCAGCCGAAGUGGCAAGAGGGGACAAAUACAUCGCCAAAUUUCAGGGGGACGACAGCGUGGUGAUAGGGGGUAAACCAUAUGCAUUUGACAGAGUGUUCCAGUCAAAUACUUCACAAGAACAAGUGUACAAUUUAUGUGCACAGAAGAUUGUCAAAGAUGUGCUGGAGGGGUACAACGGUACAAUAUUUGCUUAUGGACAGACGUCUUCUGGUAAAACACAUACCAUGGAGGGGAUCCUCCAUGAUUCGGACGGAAUGGGUAUUAUUCCAAGAAUAGUACAAGACAUUUUUAAUUAUAUUUAUUCCAUGGAUGAAAACUUGGAGUUUCAUAUUAAGGUUUCAUAUUUUGAAAUUUAUAUGGACAAGAUUAGGGACCUUUUGGAUGUUUCAAAGACUAACUUGGCUGUCCACGAAGACAAGAACAGAGUUCCGUAUGUCAAGGGAUGCACUGAACGGUUUGUCUGUAGCCCAGAUGAGGUUAUGGAUACCAUUGAUGAAGGAAAAUCCAACAGGCAUGUAGCAGUAACAAAUAUGAAUGAGCACAGCUCCAGAAGUCACAGUAUCUUCCUUAUUAACGUGAAACAAGAAAACACUCAGACGGAGCAGAAGCUAAGUGGAAAACUGUACCUGGUUGACUUGGCAGGUAGUGAAAAGGUCAGUAAAACUGGAGCAGAAGGAGCAGUGCUGGACGAAGCAAAAAACAUCAACAAGUCUUUGUCGUCGCUUGGAAAUGUCAUCUCUGCCCUCGCGGAAGGCACUACAUAUAUUCCCUACAGAGACAGUAAAAUGACAAGAAUUCUUCAGGAUUCUCUUGGGGGUAACUGUAGAACCACCAUUGUAAUCUGCUGCUCACCAUCUUCAUACAACGAACCUGAAACCAAGUCUACACUCAUGUUUGGUCAAAGAGCUAAGACCAUUAAGAACACGGUAUGUGUUAACGUGGAGCUCACAGCAGAGCAGUGGAAGAAGAAAUAUGAAAGAGAAAAGGAAAAGAACAAGACGUUGCGCAACACCAUAACGUGGCUUGAGAAUGAACUCAACAGGUGGCGCAAUGGUGAAAGCGUGCCUGUGGAUGAGCAAUUUGAUAAGGAGAAAGCCAAUGCUGAAGUUCUUGCCCUGGAUAGUGUCACCAACAACGACAAACCAGCUCCCACUCCAGGGGUCCCAGGAGUGAAGCUCUCUGAUGCAGAGAGAGAGAAGUGCGACGCAGAGAUAGCAAAACUCUACAAGCAACUUGACGACAAGGAUGAUGAAAUCAACCAGCAGAGCCAGUUGGCAGAGAAGCUGAAACAGCAGAUGCUGGACCAGGAAGAGCUUCUGGGCACUUCAAGGCGUGACCAUGACAACAUGCAGGCAGAGCUGAACCGGCUGCAGGCUGAGAACGAGGCCUCCAAAGAGGAGGUGAAGGAAGUGCUGCAGGCCCUGGAGGAGCUGGCUGUCAACUACGACCAGAAAUCCCAGGAGGUGGAGGACAAGACCAAGGAGUUUGAGAUGCUGAGUGACGAGCUCAACCACAAGUCGACUCUCCUGGCCUCCAUCGACUCUGAGCUUCAGAAAUUGAAAAUGACAACUAAUCACCAAAAGAAGAGAGUCACAGAAAUGAUGUCAUCCCUGCUCAAAGACCUGGCAGAAAUAGGAAUUGCAGUUGGAAGCAAUGAUAUCAAGCAACACGAAGGCAGUGGCCUGAUCGAUGAGGAGUUCACUGUGGCUCGUCUGUAUAUCAGUAAAAUGAAAUCAGAAGUGAAAACGAUGGUGAAACGCUGCAAGCAGCUGGAGAGCACCCAGGCUGAGAGCAACAAGAAAAUCGAUGAAAACGAAGGCGAGCUGGCAGCCUGUCAACUGCGCAUCUCUCAACAUGAGGCUAAGAUCAAGUCCUUGUCGGAGUACCUCCAGAAUACAGAACAGAAGAAGAGACAGCUGGAAGAAACUGUGGACUCUCUCAAUGAAGAGCUGGUGAAGAUCAAUGCGCAGGAGAAAGUUCAAGCGAUGGAGAAAGAGAGUGAGAUUCAGACUGCCAAUGAAGUCAAGGAAGCUGUAGAGAAGCAGAUUCAUAGCCAUCGCGAGGCUCACCAGAAACAGAUCAGCAACCUUCGAGAUGAGCUGGACAAGAAGGAGAAGCUCAUCACGGAGUUCCAGGACCUGAACCAGAAGAUCAUGCUGGAGCAGGAGCGCCUCCGUGUUGAACACGAGAAGCUCAAGACCACUGACCAGGAGAAGAGCCGCAAGCUGCAUGAACUCACGAUUAUGCAGGACAGGAGAGAACAGGCAAGACAGGAUCUUAAGGGCCUUGAAGAGACUGUUGCAAAGGAACUUCAGACUCUUCACAAUCUUCGGAAGUUGUUUGUUCAAGAUUUGGCUACCAGAGUCAAGAAGAGUGCUGAGAUGGACUCUGAUGACACUGGGGGCAGUGCUGCACAGAAGCAGAAAAUAUCCUUUCUUGAGAACAACCUUGAACAGCUCACAAAAGUCCACAAACAGCUGGUACGUGACAAUGCAGAUCUGCGCUGUGAGCUUCCUAAACUGGAGAAACGUCUUCGGGCUACAGCUGAGAGAGUCAAGGCCUUGGAGUCUGCGUUAAAGGAAGCGAAAGAGAACGCCGCCCGGGACCGCAAACGCUAUCAGCUGGAAGUGGAUCGCAUCAAGGAGGCGGUGCGGGCGAAGAACAUGGCCAGGAGGGGGCACUCUGCUCAGAUAGCCAAACCUAUCCGCCCUGGCCAGCCUCCAGUUGCUUCUCCAACACACCCCAACAUAAGCCGCCCAGGCAGUGGAUUUUAUCAGAACAGCCAGACAGUUACAAUCCGUGGAGGUGGCGGAGCGAAACAGGACAAGAGCAGCUGAAGAACCAGCAUAAUCAAAGAGGAGGAUUCAGAUCUCAUCCAAACAACCUGUCAUUCCAUUGCAGUGAACUCUCCCAAUGAGGGCUCACAGGAUUAGCUCUGAAUUUAUCAAAUCAUAAUAUACCUGGCUUGUACAGUUCUACCCAGUGCUCGCUCUUUGUUUGUUUUACUCUUCUCAUAAACAGAAAUUGAUUUCCUUACAAAACAUAAAACACAAAAUUGAGCGUGCAAUCCAAGCAUCUUGCAAGUUAACUUCAUGGGAGUUACAUGUGUAGCUCUGUUUUGUUGCACAGUUUGUUGUCAUCCAUGUCUUAAAUUUAGUCUGCACUGUGCCAAGUUGAAUGUAUGUUACAGGUUUUCAAAAAAGAAAAAAAAAAAGGGUGGUGGUGGUGGGGGGGGGGUUUCCUUGCAGAAAACGUCCUAGCCUAAUGUGUGUACAUUUCAUUGUUUUAGGGGUUGUAAAACAAUAUCUCCAACUAGAUUUGAUAAGCUUGUUUUAAGAUUUGAAUCAAAUAGAUAAAACACUACUGUCCCAUUGUACAGGUUGAGAUAGCACUAUGUUUUCUUGAAGUGGUUAUUUGGAGUCUGGACUAUAAACUGUAAUAAAUGCAGUCUAGGUGCACUCAAGACUGGAGCCUGUGGAAGCCAAGACCUUGGAAUUUUUUAUUUUUUUUUCCCAGUUGAACAGAAGAUGAGGUUGAAGAACCAAGAAAGCUGCUUAGAAGUUUACAAUCAUACCUUCAUUGCCAGGUUGUCUGAAUGAAUCAAGUACUGUAUAAUAACAAGAAUGGUUAAAUGCAUUGUUACUGAAAUACCAUAUCAAGAAAACAAAAAAGCCUUCAGUAGGCUGAAUUGAAACACUUGCUUGUCCUGUCCAUGGUAUUUUCCACCUGUUGGCUUUGUGUGCUUUUAAAAGCUUCUGUUUUCAUUGAGUGGUUUUACCAAUAAACGUUCAUUAGGACCAUAGAUAGAGUUUAAAACCUUUUUUUUUUUUAUAAUUCAACUUUUUUUUUUUUUAAUGGAGUGGACAAAAAUAAACAUUUUUAGAUUGCAAGUAGGGCAUGAUAAAAUGUUUGGAAUGUUGCAUGUAGAAAGAUUGAUAGUUGCUGAAAUAAAAAAAAAAAGUUUUUUCUCUGGGGGGAGGGGGAGGGUAUUGUGGGGGUACUCUUAUCUAACUUUUUACAUAUGGCUUUAAGACCAGUUUCUAUCAUGUUUAUUACUUUUUGUUGUGCGUAUGUCUCUUCUGUGCCUAGCUGUGGUUGUUUUGUAUUCUAAAUGAUUUGUUGGAGGCUGAGCUUUUAAAAUAAAGCAGAGGUUUAAAUGGAUGUGUACACACUCCUGUGAAGAAACAUGUCUUCAGCCUCAUUGCUUCUGAUACUGAUCAGCCAGUCAGUGUAUCAGAAGCCCCGAGGGAAUGCUGAUGCGUUUCAUGCACUUCUAUACAAUGAGAUUUACGUUUAUUUAAGGUUUUAGGGAAUUUGUUUUGUUCUGCUUCAGAUA